CUCUCAGUCUGACAAUUGUUGAAAAUUUUCAUUUUGGAAUUUUUAAAACAAACAAAAAAAAAAUCAAUCAAAAGAACAUAAUGUCACGAGGAAGUUCAGCUGGUUUUGAUCGUCAUAUUACCAUUUUCUCUCCUGAAGGACGUCUUUAUCAAGUUGAAUAUGCAUUCAAAGCAAUCAACCAGAAUGCAAUCACAUCGAUUGGUUUGAAGGGUAAAGAAUGUUCGGUUGUUGUUACCCAACGUAAAGUACCGGAUAAACUUCUGGAAUCAAGUACUAUUUGUAAUGUUUUCCAUUUGACACCUUAUAUUGGUUGUGUGGCCACCGGUAUGCAGGCCGAUUCAGCAUCAUUAGUGCAACGUGCACGUUAUGAAGCGGCUAAUUUUAAAUAUAAAUAUGGUCUUGAUAUUUCAGCUGAAGCAUUAACACGACGAUUAUCGGAUCUGGCACAAGUUUAUACACAGAAUGCUGAAAUGCGACCACUUGGUGUUAGUUUGAUUCUGAUAUCACAUGAAGAUGGCCAGCCAUUAGUUUAUAAAACAGAUCCAGCCGGUUAUUAUGCUGGUUAUCGUGGCUGUGCUGUCGGUGUCAAAGCAAUUGAAGUGCAGAAUUAUUUGGAAAAAAAACUGAAAAAUCGUCUAGAAUUGAAUAAAAAUGAAACAAUUCAAAUGGCCAUAUCAGCAUUGUUCAAUGUAUUGAAUGUUGAAUUUAAACCAAAUGAAUUACAGGUGGGCAUUGCCGAAGAAGGUAAAAAAUUUCAUAUACUAACCGAAUCGGAAAUUGAAAAACAUUUAGCCAUAUUGGCAGAAAAAGAUUGAGAGUGAAAACAUGAGAUUUGAUCAAAUCAUCAAAGAUUAAUUUUCUUCGAAAACAUCUGAUUUCAAUUUUGUUUGCAAAAAGAUAAAUAAAAUUUUUUUUAUUUCCA
Molecule: messenger RNA, 922 nt
Organism: Dermatophagoides farinae (American house dust mite)
Lineage: Eukaryota; Metazoa; Arthropoda; Arachnida; Sarcoptiformes; Pyroglyphidae
Product: proteasome subunit alpha type-6
Biological process (GO): ubiquitin-dependent protein catabolic process
Cellular component (GO): proteasome core complex; proteasome core complex, alpha-subunit complex
Source: RefSeq, a predicted model, not a curated record